UCUUUUUCCUGAGCAGAUGGAGAACUCAACAGAGAUUAUGUCAUUUGUGCUGGCUAUGUAUGGUAACAUGGGACGCUUAAAGUACCUCUAUUUCACAGUUGCAUUGCUAUUUUACAUGUCAGUUAUUUUUGCCAACGCUUUUCUUAUUGUCAUUAUUUAUCUGGACAGAAACCUGCAUGAGCCCAUGUUUCUAUUCCUGUGCUGUUUGUUCGUAAAUGAAAUCUGGGGCUGCACAUCUAUGCUGCCCUGCUUGAUGGUACAUAUCUUGUCAGAGACUCAUGAAAUUUCAGUCAUUUACUGCUUCCUUCAAAUAUUCAACAUUCACUCGUAUGUAGGUAUUGAAUUUGGAACUUUGACAAUGAUGGCAUAUGACAGAUAUGUAUGUAUUUGUAAGCCUUUACAUUACAACGUCAUAAUAACUAAAAGAAUUGUACAAAAGGUCAUUCUUGUUAUUUGGGUGGCUACUUUUAUAGAGGUUGGAGUUUUACUGUCACUCACUAUUCGUUUAAAGCGCUGUGGGACUGUUAUCAACAAAGUUUUCUGUGCACACCACCUUGUAGUUGAGCUUUCUUGUUCACCAGACAGAACAGUGUCACUCAUUCAUGACCUGGUGUUUGGCCUCAUUUUCUCUGUUGCUACUCCUGUCUGUUAUAUUUCAUACACUUAUGUAAAAAUCCUGUCUGUUUGUUUAAAAGGUUCCAAAGAGACCAGGAUGAAAGCCCUGGAAACCUGCACUCCGCAUUUUGUUUCACUCAUCAGUUUUGUCCUUGCCUGCUUUUACAGUUUGAUCACUCAGAGAUUCGACAUGUUCUCUGUUCCAUAUCCGCUGUGUGUUUUCUUGUCCAUGUACGUGGUGAUCAUCCAGCCUCUGCAAAAUCCACUCAUGUAUGGCCUUAAACUGUCACAGAUCAGACAUGCUUGUAAACAUUUGUUGACAUUAAAAACAUCACAACUCUACAUUUUUGUAUUGGCAUUUUAAUUUUACACUUCAUCAUUAAUGAAAUGAAGACAGUGUAGUUUAGAUUGUGAACAUCUGUUCUACUGACCAUAAAAAUGUCAUUACUUUAAUUACAAAACUUUAAUCUGCUCAGGUUGGUGGCCUGAAAGAGGUGUAUUUAUUUUACUCAGAGCAAGAAAAAUGUUUUGUCUGUGCAAUGGUCCAGUGCAAUAAAUAAUGUGUUUACUUUAAUCAUGACACAGGCUGCUGUGUAUCCCCAUAAAGAGAAAACACUGUUGAUGUACACCCAUUUAGUUAACAACAACCAUCUAAAGAAAGGGGCUCAUUUUUGAGCCACAUUCAAAUUUCAUCGCCUCAUUCAGGAAUCCUCUUUUAUAUAAACAAAAUAGAUGUUGAUCAACCAUUGUUUACUCAGGAAAAAAUAACUGAGCAUGAAGGUCUUUUGCAGCAAUGCCCUGAGUCACAUUCAUAUAAUAGCAGCCACAAUAAAUAAUGAAUGCUUUCUCAAAAGCCCCAUAUCUAUGCUAUUCCUUGAAGCAUAUUUAAACUGUAAAACUGUAUCAUUUAUUUUAUUGCAAUUCUAUUUUUACAUAUAUCAUAUCGUCAAAAAUAUCACAAAAA
Messenger RNA from Epinephelus fuscoguttatus (brown-marbled grouper), 1579 nucleotides. Its product is annotated as olfactory receptor 4P4-like. The transcript has a single exon. Gene Ontology annotation, molecular function: G protein-coupled receptor activity; olfactory receptor activity. Gene Ontology annotation, biological process: G protein-coupled receptor signaling pathway. Gene Ontology annotation, cellular component: membrane. Lineage: Eukaryota; Metazoa; Chordata; Actinopteri; Perciformes; Serranidae. The record is from RefSeq and is a predicted model, not a curated record. The coding region runs from base 17 to 979 and encodes 320 amino acids.